Messenger RNA from Folsomia candida, 4114 nucleotides. RefSeq names its product protein no-on-transient A. Lineage: Eukaryota; Metazoa; Arthropoda; Collembola; Entomobryomorpha; Isotomidae. The record is from RefSeq and is a predicted model, not a curated record. Gene Ontology annotation, molecular function: RNA binding. The transcript is spliced from 11 exons. Bases 239 to 1936 code for a protein of 565 amino acids. Gene Ontology annotation, biological process: regulation of DNA-templated transcription. Gene Ontology annotation, cellular component: nucleus.
UGGCAUUCUUAUUACUCACUCCCUGCCUGCUCACUCCUCGAUUCAAGUUCAAUCACUCGGAGAAAAUAAAACAAUUUUAAUUUAUACGUUAAAUUUAAUAAACACUAUUAAUUUGUAGCUGAGUGUCCAGUACUGAGUCGAGUAAUUGGAUAGAAUCUUGAAUCAAAUCGAGUAUUUAAUUAUUUAUUGUUGAUCUCAAAAGUUUCUACUUGAAACUCCAAAUUAUUCAGUUAUUUAAAUGACGGCAGCCCCAGUUAAAGUGGAGCCCAAGAUGGAAGUCGAUUUGAAACCAAACAGUACUCCGAGUACGGGUGGUGGGGGUGGUGGUGGUGGACCUCAGAUGAAUCGCGGUGGGGGUGGUGGAAGAGGGAGACGACAACGGGGAGGAGGAGCUGGGCCAGGUCGAGGUUUCUUCGGUGGUGGUCGCGGCGGCGGCGGCGGCGGCGGCGGCGGCGGCGGCGGAGGUGGGGGUGGGGGAAAUAAUCAAGAUCGAGUUGAACGACGACCAUUUCAUCAUAACAAUGAUGGAGGUUAUGACGGACCUAUGAAUAAGAAGCCACGAAUGGGAGGACCGAUGAAUCCUGAACACAGAGUUAUGGACAAACUUCGUGGCGUUGCUGGACCCACUGCUGAUCUUCCCCCUAAAAAGUUUGAAAGUAAAAAGUUUGCAGCCAACACCAGGUUGUAUAUUGGAAAUAUUUCAAAUGAAGUGACAGAAAGUGACAUUAAGGAGUUGUUCAUCCCCUUUGGCGAAAUUGAUGAAGUGUUUUUAAAUCGAGAAAAGAACUUUGCUUUUCUCAAACUUGAUUUUCGAACCAAUGCUGAAAGGGCACGAGCGGAAUUAGAUCAAAAGCAACUGAAAAACCGACCCAUCAAAGUGAGAUUUGCGCCAGCCACUGUUCGAGUCAAGGUCAAAAAUUUGUCUCCCAUGGUCAGCAACGAAUUGCUUGAAUUGGCAUUCAGCGUUUUUGGAGAUAUUGAACGAGCCCUCGUAUUUGUUGACGAGAAGGGAAAAUCCAUUGGUGAAGGAUUUGUUGAAUUCACCCGGAAAAACAAUGCCUUGGCUGCCCACAAGUUCUGCAAUGACAAAUGUUACUUUAUCACGUCAGAACUGCGACCCGUUAUUACGGACAUGGCCGACAUGUACGAGUUCGAUGAAGGACUUUUGGAAGGGAAUCUGAACAAACGUGAAUAUGGAAAGGAUCGGGAACUCGUUUACUACAAAUCGAGAGAAAUGGGUCCAAGAAUAGCAGAGGAGGGAUCUUUUGAACAGGAAUAUGGAACCAAGUGGAAGGCUCUCGUGCAAGAAUUCCAGGAGAAAGAAAAGGCUUUGAAGGUCGAAAUGGUCGGAGCGAUUGAGAAAUUGCAAACUCAAAUGGAAAUGGCUCGUUACGAUUAUGAGACAGAAAUGUUGAGGCAACAACUUCGUCAACGUGAAAUCGACCAUGAACAGCAGAAGCUACGAUGGGAGUCACGAGGAGGAGGAUUCGGCGGAGGAAAUAAUGGUGGUUUUAACCAAAAUGGAAUGGGUGGUAGUGGCGGUGGGGGUGGACCCAUUACAGACGGCGGAAUGAAUCAGAUGGAUACCGAAAAUGGAGGAGGUUUGAGCUUUAAUCUGUUUGACAGUCAAUCAAACUCUGGAGCAUUGGCACCUCCUCCAAUGCCACCACAAGGAUUAAUGCAACACUUGCAACCUGGAGAGGAAGAGAUGAGCACUGGUGGCCCAACUUGGGAAAUUGGACCGUUUGGUUUUAACCAAAUGUCAGGCAACUUUGGCCAACCAUCAGCAAUUCGUCAAAAUGAUCAACGAGAUGGACGUUUUAUGGGAUCUGGAGGUCCACCUCGUGGAGGCAUGGGUGGCCCCCGUGGUGGUCCUCGCGGUGGCGGUGGAGGCAGAGGAGGUGGUUUUAGAGGGGGACGUGGUGGACGGCGUUAAAAGACUUGCAAUUCUAGAAUUGUAUUGCAUCCAUGUUUUAUUGGAUUUGAAUCUUUUUUAUAAUAUAAAAAUAUAUAAAAUAAUGAGGGUAUCCUCUCGAUAACAGCAUGCAGACCAGUGAAUAAUGUCGUUGUCAAUUAGCUAAUAAUCUUUUGAAUAUUAGGAUUUAUAAAAUAUAAGAUAGUAAUGUUUAUGAACAUUUUUCCCAUUUUCCUAUUUUUGCGUGGCUUGAAGUUGAGAGUCGGUUGAAAUUUUCUGUAAGGUUUUUGAUGAUCGUUAAAUAUUUUUUGUUCAGAAUUAAAUAAUGCAAAAUAUUCAUCCUUAUAGUUUUUACGACAUCUUGGAAUCUUGGAAAGGAAGUUCGUAUAAAUAAUCUAGCAGAUUCUUUUAGACAAGAUAUUCCUUACCGUAUCUCAAACAAUAUUAUUCAUAACGUGAUUAAAUUAGAACAAACUUAGCUACUCGUUCGUCCUUUUUUGAUUCACAAUUUUAAUAGAUAGACCAGAUCCGUAUAUUUGGGCAUUCUAAUGAUUUUUUGUACAAGAUCUGGUAUUAAAACUUGGAAUAUCGUAUUUCAGCCACUUAAUAUAUAACAUUAUGCAUUGAUAUAUUUACCAUUAUAUAUUAAAUAUUUAGAAUCGUAAGUGUAGAACCAUGUUGUAAUUGAUUAAUUUUUAUAAUUAAAACUAGUUUUUUCUGGGUUUCAUCUCUGAUUCUUGUUUGGAAACGUGUGUCCUUAAUUUUGACAAGAUUUAUUGUUACAGCAAACAUAAUACAAAGCUGUUGGAACUGGAGGCAUAUUAAUCUAACUUCCUAAGCAUAACUUAUUCAACUGAUUCUUUAUCUGUUUGGCCAGUUAGUUGGCAUCUUCUAGGAAUUACUUUAAAGUAAUGACAUUUGUAUGAAAAAUCGCAACCAUUAUUCACACUUAAGAUAAGGCUAUAUCUACUAUGGAGAAGUAAUGCUUGUUGGUCUAUCUAAAUAUUGGUUUUAUUAUUGGUACUAGUAUCUAUAAGGAGAGAGUAUCCUUACGUUGUUGAUCUCUGUUUGCUGCGAAUAACUGGUCAUCAGUGUCAAUGGUGCCUUUCUUAAUCUUAAGUUCGUCUCCUUAUUGCCCAUAUUAAACAUAAUUUCUUGUGACAGUGACUAAGUAAAUGGGGCGAGCAUUGUAUUCAAAUGCUAAUUUAUAAUAUUGAUCGAUCUCUUGAUUAGAUUGGAUGGUGUGUGCGUGGUGGUCAUUUAUUCACACAUCCAUGUAAAGGUUCACAUCCAUAAAGGGUUAGUUCGGUGGUAUUGGUAUUCAGCGUUCAGCUUGAGAAUGUAUACGAGUCCAACAACUUUGAUGCUGAUGCUGUUGCGAAUAAGCUUUAGGGGUUGUUAAGUUUUACUUCAGUUUCAGUUGGACUUACGUGGAUGCAUUUUGUCUUCAGUCAGUCACGUUUAUGCUCCCCCAAGUGAAACAUCGGGUGUUCUUGUUUUCAUUCCAAUGUAAAGAUUAUAUUGGGUUGACUUUUUCCAUGACUAUGUGCUGUUAAAGUUCUCGCCUGAAUUGGGUUGAUCCUGUUUGUUGUGUGCUCUACGGGUUUGUAUAAUAAGGAGAGUGAUACAAAAGUGCUUUUGCCUGUUUAUACAGUUUUGCUGGAUGGAAAUAUCAUUUCGGUUAUGGUUCAUUGGACCAUUGAAUACAUGUGACAGCAGUCUCGUCUCGUUGAUUUUUUUUACAAUACGAGAUUAUAACUGCGACGACUGAGUUUGGCAAAAUGAGUGAACAGAACUCUGCUGGAUAAAAGUGCAGUUUCUGCGUUUCCUAUAUUAUAAUUAAUUUUAAUAUCUUGUACCUAAUCUGAAGGAUGAAAAUCUGGCGUUAUGGAUUAUCCGUGCUACUUUUACAUAUCGCUGCUGCGCAUUUUUCCUUCGCGGAUAACUUAGGUCGCAAUGUCCAUGCUACGAAUCUCAACACCCGACAUCAACAUAAGGGAAAUAUGACAUUCCAAGAUGACACGACGUCGCAAUUAACUGACCGUUUUUUUUAACAACACAUCUGUGAUAUUUUGUGAUAUUUAUUUUCUAUACUUAAACUGUUAUAUGAAGAAUACUAGUCGUUUUCUCGGGUAGAUUUUUUUUACCUUUAUACAAUAAACUAAAUAUGCAAAGUUGCAUAUCUACCAAACCCACGAA